AUGACUGCCACAGCCUGGGGGACCGAGCUCACACCAACCAAUGGAAGUGACCAGGCUCUUUCCAAAUGUAACAAAGCGACCCUGACCCCAACCGUGCUGGUCUUCACCGUGGCCCUGGUGGGGCUGGCAGGGAACGCGGUGGUGCUCUGGCUGCUGGGCUUCCGCAUGCGCAGGAACGCCUUCUCCAUCUACAUCCUCAACCUGGCGGGGGCCGACUUCCUCUUCCUCUCCUGCCAGGUUACAUAUUCCCUGCAGACAUUCACCAAUAACUUCCGUUCCACGUGUAUUUCCAUCCCCUACAUUUUCAUCACUGUGUCCAUCUUUGCCUACAUCUCAGGCCUGAGCUUUCUCAGCGCCAUCAGCAUGGAGCGCUGCCUGUCUGUCCUGCGGCCCAUCUGGUACCGCUGCCGUCGCCCCAGGCACUGGUCAGCGGGCAUGUGUGCCCUGCUCUGGGCCCUGUCCCUGCUGCUGAGCAUGCUGGAAGGGAACUACUGUGGCUUCCUGGUGAGGAAACGUGACCCAACUUGGUGUCGGGCGUUUGAUUUCAUCAUCGCCGCGUGGCUGACGUUGCUGUUUGUGCUGCUCGCUGGGUCCAGCCUGGCCCUGCUGGCCAGACUGCUGUGUGGCUCCCACCGGGUGCCCUUGACUAGGCUCUACGUGGUUAUCCUGCUCAUCGUGCUGGUCGUCUUCAUCUUCAGUCUGCCCUUCAGCUUCAAAUGGUUUCUGUGUCACUGGACACCCUGCAGUAAAACGUUUUCCUAUUUUCUUAGAAAGACGUGGGUCAUCCUGCCUAGUCUUAACAGCAGCGUCAACCCCAUCAUCUACUUUUUUGUCGGCUCCUUCAGGCAGCGGAGGCAGACCCUCAAGCUGGUCCUGCAGAGGGCUUUGGAGGACGACACCGAUGCGAAGAAAAGUAGCGGAAGCCUUCCUCAGGAAACCAGGGAGAUUUCGGGGAGCAUUUUCACACAGUGA
Molecule: messenger RNA, 972 nt
Organism: Pipistrellus nathusii (Nathusius's pipistrelle)
Lineage: Eukaryota; Metazoa; Chordata; Mammalia; Chiroptera; Vespertilionidae
Source: the annotation of a GenBank genome assembly